This is a messenger RNA of Pisolithus orientalis, 1158 nucleotides long. RefSeq lists its product as uncharacterized. The record is from RefSeq and is a predicted model, not a curated record. The transcript has 7 exons. Bases 1 to 1158 code for a protein of 385 amino acids. NCBI's taxonomy places the organism in Eukaryota, Fungi, Basidiomycota, Agaricomycetes, Boletales, Pisolithaceae.
AUGUACUGCCAAGAAUGUGUAGUGACUUGUCAUGGAGAUCACCCAUUGCACUGUGUGAGGGAGUGGAAUGGCAGAUACUUCGCAAGCAAAAUGUUGAAGGAGUUGGGCUUGAUCGUGCAGUUGGGCCAUCCUAUUGGCAAAAGGUGCUGCAGGCCCCAGUCUGUCCUGAAAGAUGAGUUUGUUGUUAUGCACAGGAAUGGGAUUCACAUUGUCAGCCUUACCUUCUAUAAUACUGGAUUAAAUCCACCUAAGUUGUGUCAGGCUCAUUACAAACAGUUGUUGAGAAUUGUCCAUCAAUGGCACCACCUCAAGAUGCUCAAAUCAUGCCCUCAACCUGGGAAGAACAUGAUGGGGUCACCAGAAAGAGAUGUUGAUGCACUUUUUGUUGCUCUUGAUGCCAACUUUUGCCUCAGACAUUGUGCAGUCUCAAAUAAUGAGAACAAUCUGAGCCUCAGUCAGGGCUGGGCAUAUUUUGUGGAGGACACCAUGUUCAAGAGAUACUUAAGUGACCACUGGCAUGAUAUCCAAGAGAAAAGCAUGUGCUCAAAUCACAAUGUAGUGAAUAUGGCAGAUGCAAAGUCAAAGAAGGGUUGCAAUGUGACUGGCAUUGGCAUGGUUGUUUGUGCCAGGCAUGGCAUGAGGCUCCCAAAUGGGAUAGUUGACCUACAAUAUGGUGAAAGGUGUGUAUCAUUUACAUCCAAUGUGAUAUCAUUUCAUGAGUGUAAAACAUACAAAUAUGUGAAUAUGGACUAUGCAUUUGCAUCUGCACUACACCACUCAGAUGCAACUGUCCUCAAAGUUUCAUAUGACAUUGCCUGCCAGUGGCACAAGAAGUUAUAUCAGCAGAUGGACCAGAUGCCACCUUCUUUACAGUCAAACUUAUGCAACCAGGCUGUUACAUUUCUCAUACCCAAGUUUCACCUUCCUGCCCACAUCACCUCAUGCCAAUGGUCCUUCUCCUUCAAUUGGACCAAGGGUGUUGGUCAGACAGAUGGCAAAGAACCUGAGCAUGGAUGGGCAAACCUUAACCCCACUGCUUCAAGCAUGAAGACCAUGGGCCCUGGUCAUCAUCAAGACACACUGGAUGACUACUUUGGUGACUGGAACUGGAAAAAGCUUAUUGGACUGGGUUCACUACCAUUUCCAUUGAUUCACUGA